CCGUUAGCCCGCCCGCGGACUAGCUCGCGGGCUCGCUCGGCGGUGCUGUGAGGUGUACAGAUCGUCGAGCACCGUGCUCGGUGCGAUGCGGUGGCGGUCGUGGCGGGGCCGCGGGCCGGGAGGGCGAGGGCGGGGAUGAGUGUGGACGGCCACCGCCAUGUCCAAGGUAACGGGGCCCGGGCCCGUGGCGGCGGCAGCGGCGGGCGGGAAGGAGAAGCGCUCCUUCAGCAAGCGGCUGUUCCGGAGUGGCCGCCCGGGCGGCGGAGGCGCCGGGGGCCCCGGAGCGCCCGGGCCGGCCGCGCCCUCCUCGCCGUCGUCGGCUCGCUCGGUGGGCAGUUUCAUGAGUCGCGUCCUCAAGACGCUGUCCACGCUCUCGCACCUGAGCUCCGAGGGCGGCAGCCCGGACCGCGGCGGCCUCCGCGGCUGCUUCCCGUCCGGCCCGCCCGCGCCUCCACCCUGCCCGCCGCCCACCGAGCCCGCUCCGGCGCCCGCGCCCACGUCGCCCGCCUCCGAGCCAGUCCCUGGGGUGGCGGGACUCCGGAACCACGGGAACACGUGCUUCAUGAACGCCACGCUGCAGUGCCUCAGCAACACUGAGCUCUUCGCCGAGUACCUGGCGCUCGGCCAGUACCGCGCCGGCCGGCCCGACCCUGAGCCCGAGUCGCCCGCCGGCAGUACCUCUGGAGAGGUCACUGAGCAGCUGGCGCACCUGGUGCGCGCCCUCUGGACGCUGGAGUAUACGCCGCAGCACAGCCGCGACUUCAAGAGUAUUGUGUCAAAGAAUGCACUGCAGUACCGUGGAAAUGCCCAGCAUGAUGCCCAGGAGUUUCUGUUGUGGCUUCUGGACCGAGUUCAUGAAGACCUCAAUCAUGCUGUGAAGCAGAGUAGCCAGCCUCCUGUGAAGCCACCGUCAGAGACUGAUAUGAUACCUGAGGGACCAUCUUUUCCUGUCUGUAGCACUUUUGUACAGGAACUUUUUCAAGCCCAGUACCGAUCUUCUUUGACAUGUCCUCAUUGUCAGAAGCAGAGCAAUACUUUUGACCCUUUCCUCUGCAUUUCUUUGCCAAUUCCUCUACCCCACACAAGGCCUCUCUAUGUCACUGUAGUAUAUCAAGGGAAGUGUUCUCACUGCAUGAGAAUUGGCGUAGCUGUGCCUCUGUCUGGGACUGUCGCCAGGCUUCGGGAAGCAGUGUCCAUGGAAACAAAGAUCCCCACUGAUCAGAUUGUGUUAACAGAAAUGUACUAUGAUGGGUUCCAUCGUUCCUUUUGUGACACAGACGACCUGGAAACAGUCCAUGAAAGCGAUUGCAUUUUUGCCUUUGAGACUCCAGAAAUAUUCAGGCCUGAAGGAAUUCUCAGUCAGAGAGGAAUCCACUUAAACAACAAUCUAAACCACGUAAAAUUUGGCUUGGAUCAUCAUAGACUGUCUUCUCCUACACAAGCAGCAGCAAAGCAAGGGCAAGUGGACUUGCCCAUGACAAGAGCAGUGACGGACAAGAUUGUUCUGUUAGUGUGUAACCGAGCCUGCACAGGGCAACAAGGGAAAAGGUUUGGGCUGCCGUUUGUGCUGCACUUGGAGAAGACAGUAGCCUGGGACCUGUUGCAAAAGGAGAUCUUGGAGAAGAUGAAGUAUUUCCUGAAGCCCACAGUGUGCAUUCAAGUGUGUCCAUUCAGUUUGCGUGUGGUCAGUGUGGUGGGAAUCACAUACUUGCUGCCCCAGGAGGAGCAGCCACUGUGCCACCCAACAGUAGAAAGGGCAUUAAAGUCUUGUGGACCAGGUGGCACUGCUCAUGUGAAAUUAGUGGUAGAAUGGGACAAGGAGACAAAAGAUUUUUUGUUUGUAAAUACUGAAGAUGAAUAUAUCCCUGAUGCAGAAAGUGUCCGUCUGCAAAGGGAGCAUCAUCAUCAACCUCAAACUUGCACUUUAUCCCAGUGUUUCCAACUCUACACCAAAGAGGAGCGGCUGGCCCCUGAUGAUGCCUGGCGCUGCCCACACUGCAAGCAGCUGCAGCAGGGGAGCAUCACUUUGAGCCUCUGGACCCUGCCUGAUGUGCUCAUCAUACACCUGAAGAGGUUUCGACAGGAAGGAGACAGGCGCAUGAAACUUCAGAACAUGGUCAAGUUCCCCUUGACUGGCCUGGACAUGACGCCUCAUGUGGUUAAGAGAAGCCAGAGCAGCUGGAGUUUGCCAUCCCAUUGGUCUCCAUGGCGACGACCUUAUGGACUCGGGAGGGACCCUGAGGACUACAUCUAUGACCUGUAUGCUGUGUGCAAUCAUCAUGGCACCAUGCAAGGGGGGCACUACACAGCCUACUGUAAGAACUCUGUGGAUGGUCUCUGGUAUUGCUUUGAUGACAGUGAUGUGCAGCAGCUGUCAGAAGAUGAGGUUUGCACACAGACGGCUUACAUCCUUUUCUACCAGAGACGGACAGCAAUACCGUCAUGGUCGGCUAACAGCUCAGUGGCAGGCUCCACAAGUUCUUCCCUGUGUGAGCACUGGGUGAGCCGGCUCCCGGGGAGCAAGCCAGCCAGCGCGACCUCUGCAGCUUCCUCCAGGCGCACCUCCCUGGCCUCACUGUCUGAGUCUGUGGAGAUGACUGGAGAAAGGAGUGAAGAUGAUGGAGGUUUCUCAACACGACCAUUCGUGAGGAGUGUCCAGCGUCAGAGCUUGUCAUCCAGGUCUUCUGUCACCAGCCCCUUGGCCGUCAAUGAAAAUUGCAUUAGACCUUCUUGGUCCCUGUCGGCUAAGCUGCAGAUGCGCUCCAACUCUCCUUCCCGGUUCUCAGGGGACUCUCCAAUUCACAACUCUGCCUCCACCUUAGAGAAGAUUGGGGAGGCAGUGGAUGACAAGGUCUCCAUCUCUUGCUUUGGUAGCUUGAGGAACCUUUCUAGCAGUUACCAGGAACCAAGCAAUGGUCCCAGUCAGUGGGAGCACAAAGCUGUGGGCCGGGCCCCUCUUGCUAUAAUGGAAGGUGUGUUCAAAGAUGAAUCAGAUGCCUGCAAAUUGAACUCUGGUGUUGUAGAUGCACAGAGCAAAAACUUAGCACAAGGGGCUCACUUGGCUCCCAUCUCUGAUCCAUUUGAUAACAAUAACCAGAUAGCUUAUGUGGAUCAGAGUGAUUCCGUAGACAGCUCUCCUGUCAAAGAGGUGAAACCCCCAAGCUACCCAGGCUCCCUCACAAAGAAACCAGAGAGCACAACCAAGAGCUCCCCCAGCUCCAAAGGUGCUUCUGAGCCAGAUAAAAGCUUGCAGAAGGGGAGAUCAGCCUUGACAAGCCAGGAAUCAUCUCUGUCAAGUACUUCCCCAUCUUCUCCUGUUCCUAUAAAAGAUCCUGUAAGGCCCUCAUGCUCCCGAAGCAAAGCAGAUUCUUCCAGGGCCAGUGGACGGCAUUCCUCCCCAGCCCCUGCCCAUCCCAGAAAGGAGUCUUCCCCCAGAGCUCAGGACUCGGCCUCUCAUUCACCACAGAAGCUGAAGUCAUCUUCUUCCCUCUCUUACAACACUUCCUCCAUACCUGCCAAAAAGGCCUUGGGUCCUGCCACCAGGGGCCCCUUCCCACCUGGGAAGUGCAGGACUUCAGAUAGAAGCUUAAGUAGGGAGGGCUCCAGACAAAGCCUGGUUUCUGACCGAGCCAGUGUUACCUGUAGCUCCAAACCCAGCUCUCCUCGGGUGAGCCAGGCCAGGGCAGGGGAGGGCCAGGGGGACGGGAAGCAUGUCAGGAGCUCCUCUAUGGCUAGCCUGCGCUCCCCCAGCACAACCACGAAGGCUGCUCUGAAGAGGGAUAGCAAGUCGGAUGAAAAGGGGCUCUCCUUCUUCAAGUCAGCCUUGAGACAGAAGGAAACCCGGCGAUCCACUGACCUUGGCAAGACGACCUUGCUUUCUAAGAAGGCAGGUGGUAGCUCUGUCAAAUCGGUCUGUAAGAAUGCUGGGGAUGACAAGGCAGAGAAAGGGCACCAGCCUCCAGGUUCCCAGCAGCCAAAUGCCAGUUCAGUUGGAAAAGAGCAGCUUAUCUCCAAGGACCUUGCUUCUGCUAGACAUUCCCUGUUAUCCAGUCGCAAAUCGAAGUCUUCCCAGCUAGACUCUGGAGCAGCCUCGUCUCCUGGUGGCAGGCAGCCCACUGAGAAGCCCUCCCAGAAGUUCCCGUCGAGCAUGCCAGCCUCUGCACGGCCUUCCCAGAAACCUCAGUGACAUUGCUGCACUCUCUGUGUUUUCCCUGUAAAGAUGUUUAUUUAUUUAGAACCCCUUUUCUCCCACCAAAGCCCUCUAUGCUUUUGUUUUGUAUUUUUUGGGUCAGGUGCCUGAUGUGUGUGCUUGUGUGUGUGUGAGUAUGUGUGUGUGCAGAAUUCAAUUGCAAAUUGUUAAAAGUGUCGCCUUAUUCUGCCAUUGAACCAAAUAACAGCCAUAGGCAAAGUAUCAAUAGUGAGCUAACUGGAAAUAUAGAUGAUAACCUGGACUGUCCCUUUACCAGUUGUACAUACUUCUUUCUAGAGAACUCUGAUGACUUGUUGGACACUAGGGUUUUGAACCUGUGAACCAGUUAAACUAUUGUUACUGUGCUCUGUCCAAGGAUGAAUUAUUUGACUUGGGUUUCAAGUGAGCAGGAUUUGUUUUUACUGUGGAUUGUUAUGUGACACCAGGAGUUCUAAAAACUGUGACACUAACAGUGAAACAAACCAAGAGAAAACUUGUUUUCUGCACUUUGGCCCCAUUUACCAGUCUUUGUAAAGGGCAAUAUUUUAACACUAAUGUUUCUCAGGUAUAUACUCAGCUAGACUAGGAUGGAUGUGUAUCCAUUAAAGAGGAUUAAAAGCAUUAAAGAGGAAGGUGGCCUGUCCAUGACUGUCAUUUCUCCCACUGCCACACAUGGAAAUUUUUAGAAGUAGAAGUGGUUUUUCACUACUUUCAUAUCUGCAAAGAUGUGUGUACCUUAGGCAGUGUUGACUUGGAAUAUGUCCCAAGAUGUCAAAUUGGAUAUCUAUAAAGCCAGUCACUAAUAGUUACAUUUUUUUUCAUUCUAAAUUUGUUAGUGAGUUGUUGGGAUUUUGAAAUGGAGUAGAGCAGUUAACACUUUUGAAAGAUUCCUGGGGGUGGGAGGAGUGGAUUCUUAACUGGGUGAAGCUGUACCAUCUUCCUCCUCUAUUGUUGUUUUUCUGUUAGAAAUUGGAAGCUCCAUGCCCACCCUGUGCUCAUGUCCACAUUUCCACAAAGUCUUACUAAGUCAUAGAGAGGAAAGAAGUUGCAGAAGGCCCAAAGUCAGUGAUGGUUGAAGUGAUGUGUAACAAAGUAUUACAUGUACACUCCUGAUCCUGCCUGUCGAACCCAGUAUGACUGUUUUUCAGUAAUUCAUUUAUUUCUUCUCUGUUUAAUAUUUAAUCUCUUAUCCUGAACUCGACAGGAUUGGAGCAUGUUCUGUGUGGUACUGUCCAUGCAAAUUGCAUUUCUUGGUUAGAAAAAAAGAACCUCACAGAAAUCUCACAGAUAAGUGAGACACAUGGUUUUCCAAGCUUUCUGGAGGCACCUUGGCAAUUUUAGGUGUUUUUUCCUCUUUUUUCUAAAUGUCAAGAGAGUCAUGGUUUUGAUUUUGUUUGUAUAGCAGUUGUCAUUUUACCAUGAAGUACAGCAGGCUUUGUUUAUAUGCUCUUAAAUACUAACUUAAAAAAAAUAGACUCUUUAAGUUCUUCCUCAACUUCUGGUACACAGACGCAUUUAUAAACUCUUUUCAGCACUGCUGUGCAUGAGGUAACUAGACACAUACACAUGCACUGCUAUAAAUUCUGCACUGCCUUUUUUCCCCCAUGAACACCUUUUGGGAAAUGUUUUGAGUAGGUCACUUAAGUUUAUUUUGCUGCUAAUUUGAGCAUUAGGUAACUUGCAAGUUCGGAGGCUAUUUAUGUUGAGGGUAGCUGGAAUUUUAUACUCCUGUGAUAGUUAAGACUCACCUUUUAAGCUUUGCUCCAUGAAAUUGACUGAACACAGGUCUGUCCCUUGUACUCAGUCCCGUCACUGUCUUACUGUCCAGGUGUCUGUGGCUCUCCAAAGUGGCACUGUUGUCAUUUGUGGUAGUGUGGCCUCCAGUAUCCAGCUGCCUGUGGUAUUACUGUUGCUUCCUGUGGCACAUUGGCAGCCAGUCAGUGUGUAGCCACUGCUGGUUUCCCUGUAUCACUUUUUUUUUAAUUAGAAAAAAAUUGUUUUAAUCCUCACCUAAGGAUAUAUUUAUUGAUCUGAGAAAGAGAGAAAGAGACAGAGACAUCAGUCAGCUGCCUCCCAUGUUUCCUGACCAGGGCUCAAACCUGCAACCUUUCAGUGUACAGGACGAUGCUUCAACCAGCUGAGCACACAGCCAGGGAUGUAUCACUUUUAUUUCCUGGAAAAGAUGCACCAAAUAUGGGGUCAUCAGUAUUAGGAAUUCAAUAUUUGUCUAAUUUGAACCUAUCGUCUUUCUUUCACAGGCAAAUCACAUUUGAAAUCUAUCUGCAGCUCUGCAAAGUCUUAGAAUUAUAAUUUGGCUACAUAAAUGGUUUUAUUAACUGUUGGGAGGCUGUAAUCAGUUAAGCAUUAAUAGAAAGUAGUUUAAUUUUAACAGUGGUAAAUAUUUUUAUUCUUGAGUGUUUCAAGAAUGGAUUUUCCAUGUGGUUUAGAGUCCUAAAACAACUACAAAGUCCUUUGAUUUUUUUGAGAUCUAGAAAUAAAAUAUUAGUAUCUAUAAAUCGUAUGUCUAUGGAGUUGAGUCCUUGUUUCAUAUUUCAAUGGAAAAAAUCAGGAAGUACUGGGUCAUUGUCUAGGCAUGUUUAUGAUAUUACAUUUCUGUGCUUAGGUGUGAAAAUAUUUAUCCCUAACUACCAGGUACAACCUUUAAGCCACUGAGGAUAUUUGCCUAGAAGUUUGGAGGUGCUGUUUGAGGUAUAAAAUACAGGAAAUUGUUACUUGGUUCAGUUCAUUUCUUUGAUAGGUUAGGGACUUGAUGUUUGUUUUGUUUUAUUUUCUCGACAAUGUUUGGUGCAAUGGGUAAACAUGUGUUUGCGGUUAAAAAUCACCUGCUGAGGAUGGUGGGCCUGGGUGUCUGAUUGACAGCCAGGUGGGCUGAUUGAGCAUUCAUUGUUGAGUCAGCAUAGAAUAAUCACCAACCAUGGAGCUGCAUCUGUAAAGUUUGCCUGUUUUUUUAAAAAAAGUCUUAUUCUUGAUUUCUUCUCUGGUAAACAUCCAGUGAACUGAGGCUAUAUCAUUCCUUAAAACAGCCCUGUGCCUUGCCUUUGUAAUCCUCUAUCUAAUGUGGAAGCACAGGGGAACUGUUAAGUUCACUUUAUGUCAAGACCAUCUCCCACCCCUUUUGUAUUUUCUCUCCCUAAAAGCAGCCUAACUGGACCAGUAGUAUGGUUGGGGUAAAGUAUUGCAACUAUCUGUGUAAUCAUUCUUUCAUUAUUCAUUUGUUCAUUCUGCGAACAUUCAUGGAGGGCCUGCUGUGCUUGUGCAGGCUAGUUGCAAGCUUCAGAAUUGCCUUGGCUGAGGACCCCUGGGAGCACAGCUGGUGGACGGGGGUGCCGGUGAUGUCCUGAAUGGAGUCCUCUUGAACAAAAGAGCAAGCAGAUUCUGGUGAAUUAGCCAAGGCUGCUGGUCCUCCUGAACAAGUAUGUUCUAGAAACCAAAAGUGCCCUUCUUCAUCUCUGGAGACAUUUUCCUCCACAUCCACUUUCAGACUGAGCUAUUUCUAUUACUUAGGGGUAGAAAAUCCUUGAUGAAGUCAGUUCUCAUUAGAAUUUUCUCAUCCAUGUUGGUAUGAGAUUGAUGUGGGGGUUUUUUGUGUUUUUUUUUUUUUUGAAGGGGUGGGGUUGAAAGAAAAAUUGCCAUCCCUCUAAAAUAACUAUUAUAAAAAUCAUAGAAACAACAUGUAAAGGAAAAUAGUGUUAGCCUUCAGGAAAAUGGAGCAGAGAAGAGCUGUGAACAAAGCUUAUUUAUUUCAAAUAAACAUGUUUUUAAAAUAUAUUGACAUCUGAUGUCAAUUCCAUUGUGACAAUUACUGAACAGCUGAAGAUACUGUUUUCUAUGGAGAUUGUUAUAAUUAUUGUAUGCAAAGAUAAUUAGUGUUUCUGGUUGAAAUUUUGAGAUAGCUAGCAAAUCAUUAGUAUAAUUUCAAUAAAACACAUAUUUUGUGAGGUAAUUGAACUUUAUUUGCUAACUAACCAGUGCCGAUGUUCUAACAUAAACACAAAAGUUAGCUGUGCUUGUGCAGGCUGUCUUUAAAGGGUGCAUUAUUGGUAAACCUGAUGACUAUUUUGGGGGAAAUCCUAGUGGGUAGUUAAUUUGGUCAGCUCCCAGAGUGUGUGUUUUACAGCUGCCUUUGAGCGUGACCAGUCAUUUCUUCCCCAAGUAAUGAGGGCAAUUGCAUGGCCUCCAUCUAACCCAGAAAGCAUGCUCUUCCUAUGCAAAGCAGCUAAUAAACAAUAUCCACUACACUAAAUAAUAUGUUUUUAAAGGCAACUUAGAUUAUGGAACUCCAAUUUUGAAUUUGUAAUUUAUUAAAUGUGGUUUAAUAAUUAGUAUAGAGGAGCAGGAAUGUGGUUUCUUGUUUUGCUUUGCGCAUGUUUCUCUUGGCCAAUUUUUUUUAAUUGGUGAGGCUGUAAAAUAAGUAACUUACAGGAAUGGAGCUGAGUAUGUUGAACAUGCUGGUUUAUAUACUAUAUAGAAAUGUUCUAAAAGUAACUUGCCAUUUUUCAUAGAUUUAAAUUUUUUUAUAUCUUCUAAGGUCCUAUCACAUAGUCACAAGGAGAGAACAUGGCUUCUAAUAGUAUUAACACUUUUUAAAUGCUUUUGUAGAGACAUGGAGCUAUUUUGGAAAGUUUUGAGUUCCCCAGCCACUAGUCACAUGAAGACUAAACUUGUGGGAUUUAUGGUGGCAUCGUAGGAUGAAUUAGUUUCUAGAUCUAUCUCACAUUCAUUUUAAUCCAGUGUUGCCCAUUUUGGGGAGAAAUGAGAUCUGUAAUGGACUUGGGAGGCUUUUUCAUAUCUCAACAAGACUGUCCCCAAGAUUCUGUGAAGCUUCUUCUGAAUGACUUGUCUGAGAUUGUUACCCAACAUUUAAGAGUCUUGUCUAGGAAACUUUUAAAAAUACCUAGGUCCCUCCCACUCGCAGGCUUUUCAUGUAAUGAGCAUAGGGCUAGGUCCCAGGAAAGACCACAUGUGUUAAAGCUUCUCGUGAUUCUGGUGUGCUGUCAGAAUUGAGCACUGCUGAGAAAUAGGGCAAGAAUCUCUUGGGAGUGACAGAUUCCUCUGUGUGUGAUGGAGAAGAAAGAAAAAAAAACAUUGAAAACUGAUAUCAACCUCCUUUUUGAAUUCUGGGGGAUUUUCUGAUUGGAGGCCCAAUUUGGGAGUUUGGAGCAUUUGGUAAGUGUCCCAGCACUUGCCAGUCUGGUGGGAAUUGGUGCUCUAGUCU
Messenger RNA from Artibeus jamaicensis (Jamaican fruit-eating bat), 9425 nucleotides. It is a transcript of the gene USP31, whose product is annotated as ubiquitin specific peptidase 31. The transcript has 16 exons. Gene Ontology annotation, biological process: protein deubiquitination. The record is from RefSeq and is a predicted model, not a curated record. Lineage: Eukaryota; Metazoa; Chordata; Mammalia; Chiroptera; Phyllostomidae. Bases 158 to 4186 code for a protein of 1342 amino acids. Gene Ontology annotation, molecular function: cysteine-type deubiquitinase activity.